Drosophila mojavensis is the source of this 2562-nucleotide messenger RNA. RefSeq lists its product as uncharacterized. Gene Ontology annotation, biological process: protein processing. The transcript is spliced from 3 exons. Bases 661 to 2451 code for a protein of 596 amino acids. Gene Ontology annotation, molecular function: metalloendopeptidase activity. Lineage: Eukaryota; Metazoa; Arthropoda; Insecta; Diptera; Drosophilidae. Gene Ontology annotation, cellular component: plasma membrane. The record is from RefSeq and is a predicted model, not a curated record.
UGAAAUCCGUAUUAGCCUACUGCAAGAUAAUCUUUACUCUAUUUAUGUAGACUAAAGCGUAUAUUUACUGUACUGUAGGCACAAGUUGUCUACACUUUCAAUACUGCUCUGUAUUCUGUCUGUUUCAAUCAAAAUAGGUCAUGACCAAUUUAGCUUGACACUUUGACACAAAAGCAGAGAUUACCAGCUCUACACAGUAAUUAUUUUUUUGUUUUGUUUUUUUUUUUUUUUUAAUGUUUAAACUUUAAAGUUUAUAAAAAGUUUAUAAAUUUAUAAUUAAUUAUGAAACUUAUUGUAGGCAGAAAAUUCUUACAUUAAAUUUAUGAAGAUAUUUUUUUUUUUAAAUUUUGCUUUUAAAUUAGAUUAUUUAUUUAUUUUAUGUAUAUUAGCUAAACUUGAAUUGAGUCUCGGGACUAAUUUUUUUGUUAAGUGUUGCCGUGCUCAUCGGCGUAGGUUUGAGACUGAUGUCUACGGCUUAUCUGGGUUGUAUAGAAAAUAAGAUUAGUUGGCCGGUAGCAUUGAAUGCGGCAUGACGUGCCACAAAAAUAGAAAACUGUCGCGGAAGUGGAAUUGCUAGCAAUUUCCGGUAAUUUUGCGAGCCAAGUUUACAGUUGGCCAAAUCAUUCGAAAUUUAUAGCUCGUGGCUGGCAGAUCGCUGAAAUGUUGGUGUCAUUGUUUUGCGUGUUAUGGUUAGUUGGCGCUUGCCACAGCGUAUCGAUUGUGGAACAGGAUGUUUUGCGCUUUGGCCAAGAGCUCGAACAGCUGCUGAACACGACAUUUUCGCCUUGCCAAGACUUCUUUGGCUAUGUUUGCGGACGCACCGCGAAUCAGACACUGCGCCUUCAACAGGAACAGCUGCGUUUUCAGCAGCUACUGCGCCUAAACAAUCCCGAUAAACUUCUGGCCAUGGAGCAACAGCUGCUCAACUUUUACAAAUCCUGCCAGAGCGGUCGCAGCCUGGACUCGCUCAUGUCCACGCAGCUGUACAAGAGCAGCGGUGGCUGGCCUGCACUUGAAUCCAGCAGCAUUAAUCAAACUGGACUCGGUUGGUUGGGACUGCUCAGCCAGUUCCAUGAGAUGGGAGCCCCGUAUUUCUUCGAGACUCGCAUCAGCAUGCAGUCGAACAAACGGCUGGUCACAUUGCAGCCAGAUGUCACCAGGCGCCACACGUUGCGCAAGUUUGAGCAGCGUGUGGGCGAGCUGCUCCAGAGCUUCGGUGUCGAGCAGAGUCGGGCCCAUAUCGUAUCGCUGGAGGUGCUCAGCCUGGAGCGCAAUCGCCGCGAUAUCAUUAAGACGGAGCGUAUUGAUGAUCAGGUGCAGUUCAGCUAUGCGAAUUUCAAGCGAUGCUCGUUCGGCAACUUCUCGAUGUCUCGCCUUGAUUGGGAUGCCUAUUUUCGCAACCUGCUCGGUGGCAAGAUGUUGAAGCCCACAGACGCAAUUGUUGUUAGGCAGUUGCCCCGCCUUGUAGACUAUAUUCAGCUAUUGCAGAAUACGAGCAUGCAUCGACUACUUAAUUGGAUUUGGAUUGAUUAUUUGAUAGAUAUUGUAACCGCCGACUGUCAGCAGCUGGCCGACAUCUAUGCCGGCGAUGUCUAUGCGCAUCUGCUGCAGCGCUUGAGCACGGAUCGCGUACAAUUGACACAGAUGUAUGCGAGCAUUGGCAGAGCCUACAAGGCGCAGUUGGUUGGCAGUGUGUGGAUAGACGAGAUCUCCGAGCAGUCGUCAAAGCGGUUUCUGAGCCAGGUGAUGCACAUAAUGCUCAAUGGAGAUGAGUACUUAGAUGCUGCCUACCAGGACCUACAGCUGGGUCGUCGAAACUUCUAUAGGAAUAUGGAGAAGCUGCGGCGCUUCCAACACAAUCGACCGCCACCUUCACCAGCUGCGUUGCAGCUCCGCCAAUUUGCGCGAGGCUUUGAGACCAUCUAUGGAUUAUUGCCAAAACAGCAACACCAGAACUUGACAGCACCGCUUGGCUAUGUGCUGCUUGCGGAACGCUUUGCGCGUCAUCUGGUGGCUGCCGGCAGCAGCAGUCGCACACCCGGCGCCUGGCGCAGCAUGGACUCAGAUCGCCAGUUCGCCCAGUUUGUGAACUGCAGCAAGACGGCGACCAACACAAAUGCCCACGAACUGUUACUGAAUACGCUGGCUCAGCGCCUGGCCGGUAGCAGCUACAGAGAGUGGCUGGGUCAGCAGCCUACAGCGAACAGAGUGAAUGUGCUGCUGGCUGCAGGUAGGCUGCAGUUAUCGCUGCAGCGCCUGUACUUCAUUGGCAAUCUGCUCAUGGAGUGCCCAGAAGGACAGCAGGAGCAUAAACGUCAGCUGCAGCACACGCUCUUGCGUAAUACUCCCGAAUUCAGCGAGGCGUUCAACUGUCGCUUCGGCGAUGCACUUUAUGUGCAGCCGCAGCCUUGCCACCUCGCUGAAAAUCUUGCGCGCAACGUUAGUGCAUAACAAAAAUGAAUCGAAGCAGAUAAAUGUGAGUGUAUCAACCUUGAACUUUUUCUUUUUUUCCUGUGGCAGGAAAUCAAUAAACUGCAAGCACAUGGGGUUGUUGGGGAUUAA